AUGUUUGACAUGACAAGUAGGAAGUAAACAAAAGUAAAUAAUUGAGUUGUAAAGUGUUUAUAUUUCACGGCCCUACAUCAAUAUAUUUCAUAAAAUAUAUUUUGUGUUAUUGUAAUAUUUAAAAUAAAACGGAACCUGUUAUUGCAUAAAUCAUUAUUGAACAACAUCGGCCGCUACAAUGGCAGAGAAAGAUUCCAAAGACACAAGCCGUGCCCAUAAAGUUUGCCGGCUUUGCCUGAGCGAGGAAUCGCUUGAAGACAUAUUCAAGGAGAGUAGUCUCCCAUUGUGUAUAUCGGAUUUUCUCUCGAUUGAGGUAUCGAUUAAGGACAAGUUGAGCCAUGCCAUCUGCGCUAUUUGCCGGAUACGAUUGACUGAAUUCCGCGACUUCCAAACCAGAUGCAAUGAAGUGCAAGAUGUGCUCCGUCAGAAAAUGGCUCAAAAUGAUGAUAAUGAUGCACGGGUACAAAAGCAUUCGUGUCGCACUUGCGGCAAGCAUUUCUCGACAAGACAACUUAUGGAGUGGCAUUUUGAAACUCAUAAACCCGAUAGGACCGAUGCACUACAAAAGUAUUCGAUCUCGGUACUCAAUGAGUACGCGACCCUUGAGGCAGCGCAGAAGGCGGCUGAGGAAUACCAUCUGAGUUUUCAAUACCAAUGUAAAGUGUGUCACAAGCUGUUCAAAUCGAAAAGGCAUUUAUGCAAUCACAUGACAAUCCAUAAACCGAAGAGGUUUGAUUGUAAAUAUUGCGAUAAAACUUUUGUAAGAAUCCAAAAUUUGAAGAAACACGUGACAUUUCAUACAAACGACGGUUUGCCACGGCAGGGGAAAGCAGAGCUGAUUGGGGAUCCACGGGCUUUGAGCGCGCCUCCAGCUGUGAAGACCAGCGCAAAGAGAGGUGCCAACGCUCAAGUUAAACGUAAAAAACCCAUUACCGGUUCGAGUCGGAAAGAAUCGUUAACAAUGAGCAAGGUUGAAACUUUGACAAAAACUUCAGUAAAUUCACAAACAGCAGAUGAAUUGAUCAGCAAACCGAAUCACAAGAAAGCGAAAAGAGAAACAUCCAUUGGUUCAGAGGAUUUGAUUGAAGUUGCAGAAGUGAAAAUUGAACUCCUCUCAGAUGACGAUACAUAAAUGGCAAGUAAAUGAAGCUAACACAUAGUAUUCAAGAUUGAAGAGUACUUCUACAACAAUAUGAAAGAAAAAAAAAAUCAUAAAUAAAAUACGUAAUGAACAUUGUUCUAAUCUAAUUUUUAAACAUAUUUGCAAAGUGAAAUUUCUUGUGAAUUCAACAAACUACUGCUACAAACUUCUACUGUAAAAUAAACACAAUAUGUCUAUUCGAAA
This is a messenger RNA of Armigeres subalbatus, 1345 nucleotides long. Its product is annotated as zinc finger protein pita-like. Gene Ontology annotation, molecular function: zinc ion binding. Bases 179 to 1132 code for a protein of 317 amino acids. Gene Ontology annotation, cellular component: nucleus. The record is from RefSeq and is a predicted model, not a curated record. NCBI's taxonomy places the organism in Eukaryota, Metazoa, Arthropoda, Insecta, Diptera, Culicidae. Gene Ontology annotation, biological process: regulation of gene expression. The transcript has 4 exons.